Messenger RNA from Vidua chalybeata, 1500 nucleotides. Its product is annotated as solute carrier family 2, facilitated glucose transporter member 11-like. The record is from RefSeq and is a predicted model, not a curated record. Bases 1 to 1500 code for a protein of 499 amino acids. Gene Ontology annotation, cellular component: membrane. Lineage: Eukaryota; Metazoa; Chordata; Aves; Passeriformes; Viduidae. The transcript has 12 exons. Gene Ontology annotation, molecular function: hexose transmembrane transporter activity. Gene Ontology annotation, biological process: monosaccharide transmembrane transport.
AUGACUGGUUUCCUAUCAAACCUGGUUCAGUACCAGGGGCUCUUUCAAAUGAUUGCUGUCCUGGGGAUUGGUGGCACAUUCCAAAUCGGCUUUCAAAUUUCUACCAUCACCUACAUGUCUCAGCACGUUAAGGCUUUCAUUAAUGAAACUUGGCUGGAGCGCUAUGGCUAUCCCAUCCAACAAGAUAACCUCCUGUUCCUGUGGUCUAUCACUGUGUCCAUCUUCGGAGUAGGAGGUCUCUUGGGUUCUUCAGGAAGCAGAUACCUCACUAUCAAAUUUGGCAAAAAGAAAUGUCUCUUGUGCAACAACGUGCUGAUGAUAGUGGCAGCAUCUAUCAUGGGCUGCAGUAAAAUAUCCCAGUCCUUUGAGAUGAUUCUAAUUGGACGCUUCAUGUGUGGAGUAAGUGCAGGUCUUUGUGUUCCUCUACAUCACCAAUAUGUUGGAGAAAUUUCCCCUAGGAAGCUCCGUGGAUUUGCAAACUCUACUUCCUCUUUCUUUUGGACGUUGGGAAAAGCCGUAGGGCAAAUUUCAGGACAAAGGGAGCUGCUGGGUAGCCAGUCGCUGUGGCCCAUGCUGAUGGCCUCCUGUGGACUCCCAGCACUGGUCCAGCUGGUCACACUUCCCUUCUUCCCAGAGUCCCCACCCUAUCUCCUCAUGCAGAAAGGAGACCAGGAAGGCUGUAAAAAAGCCAUAAGGCAGCUUUGGGGUGAAGGCCAACACCAAGCAGAGAUUGAUGACAUCAUGAAAGAGAAAGCAACAAUGAAAAACACCAAGAUCUUGAGUGUCCUGGAACUAGUGAAAGAACCAGCUUUCCGUUGGCAGCUGUACAUGAUAGUUACUCUGACCGCCACAAUUCAGCUAUGUGGCAUCAAUGCAAUUUAUUUUUAUACUUUUGAAGUCCUCCAGGCAGCUGGCUUUGAUGAAAAAAUGGCCUCCUACAUGACCCUCUCUAUUGGACUCUCUGAACUCGUAGCUGCUGUAGUCUGUAGCUCCAUCAUUGAGAGGCUGGGCAGGAAAGUGCUCCUAAGAGGAGGCUACUGGAUCAUGGGUUCACUGCUAGCUGCUAUCACUGUGACUCUGUCCCUGCAGGACUGGUACUUCUGGAUGCCGUACUGCAGCCUUGCUCUCAUUAUCCUGUUUACAGUUGUCUUUGCUGUUGGGCCAGGUGGUGCCACGGUUUCCACCAGGGUUGAAAUUUUCAAGCUGUCCUGCAGACCCCCUGCCUUUGUGAUCAGCGCCCUUCUGAACUGGCUGGGAGUGUUUGUGAUCGGCACCACCUUCCCGUUCAUCGUGGAAAGACUCAAGCACUUCUGCUUCCUCAUCUUUAUGGUGGUACUUUUCACUUCAGGGAUGAUUAUCCACCUGUUCCUUCCAGAAACAAAAGGGAAAUCAAUCAUGGAAAUCACAGAAGAAUUCAAUAAGCUAAAUUUUAAAAACAAGCAUAUUCCAGCAACUCCAAAUCAUGUCACAGAGGAUUACACCUUCUGCACCAGGCUUUGA